This is a messenger RNA of Atta colombica, 2237 nucleotides long. Its product is annotated as protein FAM151B. The record is from RefSeq and is a predicted model, not a curated record. NCBI's taxonomy places the organism in Eukaryota, Metazoa, Arthropoda, Insecta, Hymenoptera, Formicidae. Bases 245 to 1204 code for a protein of 319 amino acids. The transcript is spliced from 5 exons.
GUAUGUACGUGCCAUUACGCGCGCCUGGAUUUCGACGAUCGGUCGACCGCUCGUGCUCCCGCUCCUGUAGAGACAGUCAAGUCAGUCGUUUCGAGGCUGCCGAGUUGACCGGGUCGAGAGCCGUGGAAAGCCGCGUCGUUCUCCGGGCUGUGUGUCUUUCUAUCUCUCUCUGAAACCAUCAUUUCUCUCUCUGCCCGUCCCUUCCUUUGUUAGUCACCCCAUCGAAAUUUCGAGGACGAGAACCAUGGCGAACACCACGAUUCUGACGAUUGUACUGCUGGCGGUGAUCCAGACUGCCAUGUGUAACAACUGCUCGAGUAUAUGCUAUCCAAGCGAGUUCUUUCCCAAUAUCCAAGGCAAUCUCACGAAAAUCACUUGGGCACACGGUGUCAACAGCUUGACGGAAUUGGACAAAGCACUCGCGUCAGCGGAUAUCAUGAUGCUGGAGGGCGACGUCAUAAUGGGGAAACAUAUCGCCACCAAUGCCACCACCGAUAAAAUCCCGAUAAUGGCGCAUCCACCAGCUACGGAAAGUGAUCUAUCGCUCGAAGAGUUCCUCAAUAUCAACGUGAAUAAUGGUAGCAAGGGCAUCAAGCUGGAUUUUAAGUCUAAUGAAGCUUUCAAUAACAGCAAGCCUAUCCUUAGAAAGUUUCAACCAUCCCUUAAGUGUCCAGUUAUCCUCAAUGCAGACAUUCUUCGUGGACCAGUCAAUGCUACUAACCCUCUGAUUAACACAACAGAUUUCCUGACAGAAGCUAGUAAAAUACCAAACUCUAUUCUCUCUAUCGGUUGGACAACCAAAUACGGAAAGGAAUACAACAUCACCGAGGGUCGAUAUAACAUGAAGCAUCUCAAGAAGAUGGUCGAAGUUGUAACAGAGAACCAUAUCAAACUGCCGGUAACUUAUCCAGUACGAGCUGGUCUUGCAACGAAUGAUAUCGAUGGUAUGAAGGCGUUAUUGAAGAAUACAACAUCCAUUACCGGUAAUGCGACCCUAACAAUCUGGUCAUUGAAGGACGAUUAUGUCGAUGUCGCGAAGCUUUCGAAACUGAUCAAAGAAUUGGGAACCGAUAAGGUCUAUCUCGAUGUGCCAGAAGACUUGAGAAACCAACUCAAUCUCUCAAGCGCAUCCACGAUGACAUCCGCAGUAAUGAUGAAUUUGAUCGCGUCGCUGGUGUUUUUGGUCCUAUCGAGGAUGCUGUAAGAAGAUGUAGGUAGCAGAUAUUUGCGACAAGAUAUUUGCCUCGAAAAGAGAAGGAUUUCCCUUCAUUUCAGGGGUCUCUCGAUAGAAAAACGAAAAUACGAGCGAACGACAAAAUCCGAUUACGAAUAAUCAUUCAUAUAUCAUUCAUGUUCGCCAUCACGAUCGUUUAAUCGGAUCUUCGUCCAAUUCGACUACAUUUCUUAUGACGUAUCUCUCACGACGUCGAAGUCGUCAUCGCAGCGAACAAUUUCCAUAGCGAGAUAUUUUCCAAGCGAGACCCUCUAUCUUAUAAGAAAAGAAAAUGUAAAAUCAAUACAAUCUGUACUUAAAUGAAUCAUUCAAAUGACACGCAAAACAAUCCGAUUGUAUGAAAUAUAUUUUCUUUUUUAAUAUAUCUGACAUGGUAAUAAAAAAGAUUCAUAAAAAAAGAAUAUGUGUAAGUAAAUACGUUUCAACUAUAUUGAGAGCAACUUUAAUACCGUUAUCGAUAAACAGUAACGCUUUACCUAUUGUUAAUUAAUGUCUAAAAAGUUUCUUAAUAUUACAGUAUACAUAUGUUAAUAAAUCAAUCAUAAACGCAGCAACUACACAUACAAAGACACACAUAUACACGCAACCAAUCACACAUUCGAAAUACUUGUUACAUAAAAGACAACAGUUACAUAUGAAGGACAUGCGUCUAAUAUAUUGUCCUCAAAUUUUUUAUUGAAGUACAAACAGCGAUAUAAAAAGAGUACGCUUUUUUUUAAAUGUAAUUUUAAAUAUUAAUACGUGCGCGCGCGCGUUCGUUGUGUAUUAAUAUUUCUUCGUAAUGUUCAUCAUCCCGUACCUGCGUUUUAACAUAUCUCCGAUUUAGAGCAGCAAAAAAAUUAUAUUAGUCUCUAUAUAAACUGCAUAUUAAAUUCAAAAGAUUUUAAAAAAUGGAGUAUACGUGCGAGAACGUACUGCAUUUGAUAAUGAAUCAAUAAAACAUACAAAAUUAUCGAGGAAACUGGACUAAAUUUAUUUAUCCUGAUUGUCGAAUUAGUAUAAA